Molecule: messenger RNA, 948 nt
Organism: Mesocricetus auratus (golden hamster)
Lineage: Eukaryota; Metazoa; Chordata; Mammalia; Rodentia; Cricetidae
Product: olfactory receptor 1440
Exons: 1
Coding region: 1-948 (315 amino acids)
Biological process (GO): G protein-coupled receptor signaling pathway; sensory perception of smell
Cellular component (GO): membrane
Molecular function (GO): G protein-coupled receptor activity; olfactory receptor activity; odorant binding
Source: RefSeq, a predicted model, not a curated record
AUGACAGGAGGGAGGAACAAUACAGCCAUCACCAAGUUCAUUCUUGUGGGAUUCUCAGAUUUUCCCAAGGUCAAGCUGGUUCUCUUUGUUGUCUUCCUAGGAAUUUAUCUCUUCACAGUGGUGUGGAACCUGGGCCUCAUCGUCUUGAUUAGGAUUGACCCUUACCUACACACACCUAUGUACUUCUUCCUCAGCAACUUGUCAUUUUUGGAUUUCUGGUACAUUUCCUCCACAACCCCUAAAAUGCUCUCAGGAUUCUUCAGGAAGCACAAAUCCAUCUCCUUUAUGGGGUGCACCAUGCAGUACUUCUUCUUCUCAAGCCUGGGUCUGGCAGAGUGCUGUCUUCUGGCAGCCAUGGCUUAUGACCGCUAUGCUGCCAUUUGUAAUCCUCUGCUCUACACAGCCAUCAUGUCCCCUUCCCUCUGUGUGCAGAUGGUGGUGGGAGCCUAUAUCACUGGUCUCUUUGGUUCAUUGAUACAACUGUAUGCUAUACUUCAGCUCCAUUUCUGUGGGCCAAAUGUUAUAAACCACUUCUUUUGUGACCUGCCUCAGUUAUUAGUCCUGUCAUGCUCUGAAACCUUUCCCCUGCAAGUUCUGAAGUUUGUGAUAGCAGUGAUUUUUGGGGUGGCAUCUGUCUUAGUCAUCCUGAUAUCCUACAGUUAUAUUGUUGGCACCAUCAUGAAGAUAAGCUCAGUAGACGGUAGGGUCAAGGCUUUCAAUACUUGUGCCUCUCACCUGACAGCAGUCACCCUCUUUUUUGGAUCAGGACUCUUUGUCUACAUGCGACCCAGCUCUGACAGUUCUCAGGGUUAUGACAAGAUGGCAUCAAUCUUCUAUACAGUUGUGAUCCCCAUGUUGAAUCCUUUGAUUUACAGUCUCAGGAACAAGGACAUCCAAGAUGCUCUUAAGCGAUAUAAGAAGAGGUGCCUUUCCCGUUGCCACUGUUAA